Drosophila novamexicana is the source of this 1797-nucleotide messenger RNA. It is a transcript of the gene Cln7, whose product is annotated as major facilitator superfamily domain-containing protein 8. The coding region runs from base 64 to 1782 and encodes 572 amino acids. Gene Ontology annotation, biological process: transmembrane transport. Gene Ontology annotation, cellular component: lysosomal membrane. The record is from RefSeq and is a predicted model, not a curated record. Gene Ontology annotation, molecular function: transmembrane transporter activity. Lineage: Eukaryota; Metazoa; Arthropoda; Insecta; Diptera; Drosophilidae. The transcript is spliced from 4 exons.
AUAUAUAUAUAUUAAUACAUAUACAUACAUGCACAUUUCUCACAUAUCACACCUCAACUUAUCAUGGACUCCACAAAAUCUCUUGACUAUUCACAGCAUGAACCAGCGACGGUAACGCUAAGGAAAUUCAAAUACUUCAAUUGCGUCCACAGGCUUAUCAUGGAGUCCUGGCGCAAGAUUCGCGCACGCAUGGAAAUCAAAAAGAUGCCCGCAGAGCUAGACGAUGAUCUGGAAACUUUGGAGGAUUAUACGCAGCGCUGGCGAUCCGUGCGCAUCAUUUACUUUACGAUGUUCCUCAUGGCGCUGGGCUUUAGCAUCAUAUUAACCGGCAUUUGGCCAUUCCUUAACGAGCUAGAUCCCAGUGCGGGCAAAGAGUUUAUGGGUAUGAUUGUGGCAGCUAACCCGUUGGGCCAAAUGAUCUUCAGUCCCAUCUUUGGUUGGUGGGGCAACAAGCUGGGCACCAUACGGCUGCCGCUGCUGCUCUCUUUGGCGCUCUUCACCUUGGCCAGUGCAUUGUAUUCGUCGCUGGAACUUGUGGACAAUGUCAAGUACUGGAUGCUGGCCUCGCGAUUCCUCAUCGGCGUCAGCUCGGCAAACAUUGCACUGUGCCGCUCCUACUUGUCGGCGGCUACGCGUCUGAGCGAGCGCACACACGCCGUCUCCAUGGUAUCUCUUGCCCAGGUGCUGGGCUUUAUUAUUGGUCCCGGGCUGCAGGCGUUGGUAACGCCACUGGGCCGAAGCGGUCAUGUCUGGUUUUGGGGCACUAUGCACGUGAACAUGUACACAGCCUCCGGCUGGAUAAAUGUGCUCAUGAGCAUGGGUAACUUUGUAAUGUUUUUGCCGGGCAUAUUCAAGGAACACAAAAUAGCCGCACGUGAGAUUAUGGUAAUGCAGGGCGGCACCUCGGAGCGUGACACCUGGAAGGCAAUCAAACCGAAUUACUAUUCCGCCUGGACGCUAAUUGUGGCCUUCUUUGUGCUGGUUUUCAACUUUGUGCUGCUGGAGACAUUGGGUACAUCGCUGACCAUGGAUAUGUUUGCCUGGACCAAUGAUGAAGCACUCUACUAUAUGGGCAUAUUUAUGGCCACAGCAGCCAUAAUAUCUCUGGUUACUUUUGUGCUUAUUGAACCACUGUGCAAGCUUUUUGCUGAGCGCUUUGUGCUCAUCUGGGGCGGCUUCUCUUUGAUGGUGGUGGGUCGUCUGCUUUACAUACCCUGGGGACCGGAUCCGCCCAAGCUGGCGGUGGCCUUCAACGCUAGCGCCAAUCUCACCAUCGAUAAUCCCAUCUAUUUGGGCUGUCCACCUACUCAGGAUUGGUGUCCUCAACUGCCAGCGCUUACAUUGACACAGUUCAUUAUUGGAUUCGCACUGACGUCAGUGGGUUAUCCCAUUGGCGUUACUCUGAUACAGACAAUAUUCUCCAAAGUGCUUGGACCACGUCCGCAAGGCGUCUGGAUGGGCAUGAUGACCGGCGCGGGCUGCCUGUCCCGUGUCAUGGGUCCCGUAUUCGUUGGCUCGAUUUACACACGCCUCGGCACCUAUUGGACAUUCGGUUUUACAUCGAUUAUGAUGUUGAUUUCUAUGAUCUGGCUGCUGUGCAGCAAUCGCGUACUUAUCCCACCAACAUUCGAGAAACCGGCUGUGCCCCUGCAGGAACUGCAUACACCGCAGAAAGACGUCACGAAUGAUCCCGAUGACGCAAACGCGCCCAUCCAUGAAGAAUCUGAUGAGCUGCUGGCAACUUCCAAGGUGAUACGCAUGGUACCCUCAUCCAAGGCGUAGUCUCAUCGUCGACUU